AUGGCUACUGCAGUAAGUGCUGCAGUCUCUCUUCCUUCAUCCAAGUCCACUUCUUUUCCCACUAGAACAUCCAUCAUCUCCCCUGAAAAAAUCAACUUCAACAAGGUGCCUUUGUACUACAGAAAUGUGUCCGGUGGUAGUAGAUUGGUUACCAUUAGAGCCCAAGUGACCACAGAGGCUCCUGCUAAAGUUGAGAAGAUUUCAAAGAAACAGGACGAAGGUGUGGUUGUGAACAAGUUCAGGCCAAAGGAACCUUACAUUGGUAGAUGUCUACUCAACACUAAGAUCACUGGUGAUGAUGCACCUGGUGAAACUUGGCACAUGGUCUUUAGCACUGAAGGGGAGAUCCCAUAUAGAGAAGGCCAAUCCAUUGGUGUGAUUGCUGAUGGUGUUGAUGCCAAUGGGAAGCCUCACAAGCUUCGAUUAUACUCCAUUGCCAGCAGUGCCCUUGGUGACUUCGGCGACUCCAAAACCGUUUCCCUGUGUGUCAAAAGGCUUGUGUACACCAAUGACAAAGGGGAAGAAGUUAAAGGAGUUUGCUCAAACUUCUUGUGUGACUUGAAGCCUGGAGCAGAUGUCAAGAUUACUGGACCCGUUGGCAAAGAAAUGCUCAUGCCAAAAGAUCCAAACGCCACUGUUAUAAUGCUUGGUACUGGAACUGGAAUUGCUCCUUUCCGAUCAUUCUUGUGGAAAAUGUUCUUUGAGAAACACGACGAUUACAAGUUCAAUGGUUUGGCAUGGCUUUUCUUGGGUGUUCCCACCAGCAGCUCCCUACUUUACAAGGAGGAAUUCGAGAAAAUGAAGGAGAAGGCCCCAGAAAACUUCCGAUUGGACUUUGCUGUGAGCAGAGAGCAAACAAACGAAAAGGGUGAAAAGAUGUACAUCCAAACCAGAAUGGCUCAAUAUGCUGAAGAACUAUGGACUUUGCUCAAGAAAGACAACACAUUUGUGUACAUGUGUGGACUCAAGGGCAUGGAGCAAGGAAUUGAUGACAUUAUGUCUUCACUUGCUGCCAAAGAGGGUAUUGACUGGGCAGACUACAAGAAGCAAUUGAAGAAGGCAGAGCAAUGGAAUGUGGAAGUCUACUAA
Molecule: messenger RNA, 1089 nt
Organism: Capsicum annuum
Lineage: Eukaryota; Viridiplantae; Streptophyta; Magnoliopsida; Solanales; Solanaceae
Product: ferredoxin--NADP reductase, leaf-type isozyme, chloroplastic
Molecular function (GO): oxidoreductase activity
Source: RefSeq, marked provisional